GUUGAGACAAAGAGAAACCAAAUUGAUUGUUAUUGUUGUUUAAUUGUCGUUUCAUCUUAAAUCUUAUUGAUUAAUUCAGUUAAUUACCAUGAAUUCACCUUAAUUUAAAUGGAUUAACACUUUCUCAUCAUCACAGGAAACAUUUAAAUCAUGAAUUAAACAUAAAGUGUUGGUUUAUUGAAUUGAAUUGAACUUCUACUGAUCCAAAGGAUGUCCAUGGUUAAUAGUCUAACGGCGAAAGAACCUUUCAAAGAUUGUGAAGAGAAAUUAUCUCAACAUCCUUUAUUAAGCUAUGGGUUUAAAUUAACUUUACCUUCUGAGAAUAUGAACUGUACUUUAAAUUGUUCAGGACACGGUGAUUGUUAUGAUGGUGUUUGCUUCUGUGAGGUUGAAUAUACUGGCCAAGCUUGUGACAAUCCUAAUUACAGUUAUUAUUUAGCCUUGUCAACCAUUUACUAUUUUAUCUGUGUAACAUCAUUUAUUCAGCUUGUUCUUUGUAUCAACUCGGAAUUUAAAAGAAUCAAACCUCGAUCAUUCAUCCGAAGCUUCAGAAUUACCACUCAAAAAGCUCUUUAUUUCUUCAUAUGUGUUGCCACCGCGAUCAGAGGAUUUUACUUCUCUUCUCCCACCAAUCCUUCACUUGACUGGGCAAAGGGUUUAACUAAUGCUUAUUAUCCACUAGUUCUUAGUGGAUCGUCUUUGGUUGUCUGUUUUUGGGCUGAAGUUUUCCACCUUUACGAUGUUAAUGUCGCAAGGCCCAGUUUUCUGAGUAAAUCAUUCUCUGGAUUUAUUCUAUUUAAUAUUGUCAACUAUUCUCUUCUUGUCGCUGAGCUGUUUCUUUUCCAAUUCUCUGAUGGACAUGAUAUCGACAAAAGUCUCUUCAUGCAGGUAUUCAACAGCAUCUAUGCAAUUCUCAUCUUGGUGGUGGUUAUAUUUUUCCUUAUCUACGGGGUCGAGAUGUAUUUCAAAGUUAGAGGAGCAUUCAUCCAGGGAGAGAGUUGCCCAGCCAAUUUUUCUCAGCUUAAUCAAUCUCGAUUUGGUCUAAUUUCUCAAGCUACGAUGCUACUAUUUACCGUUUUAUUCCUCUUUUCUGAAGUACUUGGAGAACAUUGGAAAGAAAAAGUACCAGUUCUAAGUCGAAAUGCUCAUCGUAUAAUAUUCAGACUUGUUGAAAUUGGUAUCGCUCUUUGGUAUCCUUGUGUCCUCUGGAACUGUAUUAGACCUGAAAGACUUUGGGUUCUAAAUCCUCGUCGUAUACUUCGUCGUGAUCCAAGUGAUACUACACUGAAUGAUCCACGUUCGGUUGAAACCGAAUCAGCUUUACUAGUGGAUAAUUCAAUGAAUAAAUGGUCCAACAAAUGUCAAGAUAAUACUUCAUCACGAUCAAUUGAUUGUUGGAUUUGUUAUGACAGUGAACGUAAAGAUGUCGGUCCAUUAAUCCAGCCAUGUGCAUGUAAAGGUGAUGUUUCCGCUGUUCAUCACGAUUGUCUUAAACAAUGGCUCAUGGAGUCGCACUCAAGCCCAGAAAAUGUUCACUGUAAAGUCUGUAACGAACCUUACCUGGUAGAUCGAGGUGAAAUAUGGUUACCUUCAGGAUUAACAAUCAAUCAUUGGCUUCAAACUGGAGGAACCGCCUUAUUGAUGGGAAUAACCGUCGCCGGUGCUUACAUGAUAGUCCGACUUUAUCAACAUAUUAGCGUAAGAACGAUUUCCGUUGGAUGCGCUAUUCUCAUCGAGUAUGUUUGUUUAAGGUUCCUUGGAUUUAACAUACUCUCUGCUUACCAACGAGCCAAAUUUUCAGCCGUCAAAAUCCUUAGCCGAUCGGAUGAAGAUUAUGCUGCUGUUAUCAAAGAUCCAAUUAAAUUUAAAACAAUUAACCAAAGCAACAACAAAUUAACUACUGUUAGUCAAUCAAUACCAGUUCCAGAAAUUUGUUCUGAUCUCAAUUGUUCUGAUUCAAAAACUCAAGAUAAUUCAUCACAAUCACAAUCAUAAAGUCAUAAAUCAACAAAUCAAUCUAUAUCUUCCCUAAUUUCCCCUCCCGUCCAACUUUCUAUCUGAAAUUUUAAUCCUCAUCCUCAUUAUAAUUAUUCUCAUAGUAUCUUUUCGUUACCUUUAAGAAAGAUUAAAAGAUGCACCAAUUUUAAUCGCUCCAAA
Molecule: messenger RNA, 2157 nt
Organism: Panonychus citri (citrus red mite)
Lineage: Eukaryota; Metazoa; Arthropoda; Arachnida; Trombidiformes; Tetranychidae
Exons: 8
Coding region: 211-1995 (594 amino acids)
Molecular function (GO): zinc ion binding
Source: RefSeq, a predicted model, not a curated record